AUGGGCUCACCCAUAAUUUGAGAGAUGGUGAAUGAAUACAAGAAAAUUGUUCUUCUUUCAGGAUUACAGUCUAUCAGUGACUACCAUUUCAGAGUAGUUAAGUCCUUACUGAUUCAUGACCUACAACUGAAUAAGAAAAUGCAAGAUGAUUAUGACAGAAUUAAGAUUGCUGACUUAAUGGAAGAAAAGUUCAAAAGUGAUGCUGGAUUGAGCAUACUGAUAGAACUGUGUCAAGAUAUUCCAGAUCUUGGAUACCUUGCUGAUACACUUAGAAAGGAGAUGGCAAAAGUUAAAAAUAAGAGCCAAAGAAAAGUCAAACACACUUCAAAAAGACCUAAGCACAAUGAAUCCUGUACUUCCCACCUGAGCUCCAACACAAAGGAAGAUUUGGAACUAGAACCAACUAUGAAGAUGCCUUCGUUAGAGAAACAUGAAGACACAAUCACCAAAUCACCUGACGUCAGGACAGCAAAGUCAUUCCAGAGAGCGCAUAAACUUCCAGAACUUUCUGCAACCAACAGAUGCCCAACUGUGAGAGAGCCACAGACUCCUCAGGAGCUUCCAACAAUAGCCUUCAGCAGCCUCCGAACUCCGCUGGGGCCUCCAGAAAUAUCACACACCACAUUGACAACAUCGCGGGGUCCUUCAGCACCAUUUUCUGCCAGUGACCAGACUUCUCAGGAGUCCCCGGUGACAGCCUCCAGCAGCAUCCACACCACUCAGGUAACUUCAUCACUUUCGUACAGUCACCAAGAUCCUCUGAAGUCUCCAAAAACAGUGCCCAGCUCUGUCCUAACCCUUCAAGCAAGCCCAGUGACUGUGACCAGCAAUGCCCAGGCUUCUUGGACACCUCAAGCAGCAGUGCACAAAAGUGUCCAGGCCUCCCGGGUGACUCCAGCAACAAUGACCAGAGGUUAUAAGAUUCCCCGGGUGUCUGCAACAACAGUAUCUGGCAAUUACAAUACCCCUCAGGUCACCUCAGCAACCAUGCCCAGCAGCAACCAGGCCUCUCUGGUGACUCCAGCAACAACGACUAGAUGUUAUAAAAUUCCUCAGGUGUCUAAGGCAACCAUAUCCAGCACUUUCAAUACACCCCAGGUCACCCCAGCAACAGUGCCCAAAAGCAACCAGGCCUCCCUGGCAACUUCAGCAAUAGUGCCCCACAGUGUCCAGCCCUUUCAGGCAACCCCAGCAACAGUGACCAGUAGUUGUAAGAGCCCUCCGGUGUCUGCAACAACAGUUUACAGCAGUUACAGUGCCCCCCUUGUCCCCCCAGCAACAAUGCCCAGCAGUUUUAAGUCUCCUCCACAGUCUCCAGCAACGCAGCCCUGCAACAGUAGUACUCAUCAGCGGCCUUUGGCAAAUGCACUGGGCAGUUCCUCUGCUACUUCAUGGUCUCCAGCAAUACCACUGGAGAAACCAAGACUGAAGACCAUAUCAAAGCAACCUUCGGAGGAAGAUGGACAUCAGGAAGGUCCCAAACAAGUGAUGGUAUUAAAAGCAACAGAACCAUUUACAUAUGACAUGAGAGAAGACAAAAUGAUGUUCCAUGCCACAGUGGCCACUGAGACUGAAUUCUUCAGAGUGAAGGUUUUUGACAAAGUCCUAAAGGAGAAGUUCAUCACCAACAAAGUCAUUGUCAUCUCAGAUUAUAUUGGCCGCAAUGGUUUUUUAGAAAUACACAGAGCCUCCAGUGUAUCUGAGGUGAAUGGCAGCAAUAUGAUGAAUAUCCCACUUUCACUGAGACAAAGAGCCAAUGCAACUCCCAAAAUUAAUACUAUUUGUACACAAAGAAGAGGAACAUUUGUGAAUGGAGUGUUUGCAGUAUAUACGAAAACAGUGAAGAAUGAAUUCAUUUACUAUGGAAUAGAAGAUAUAACAGGGAAAAUGGAAGUGGUGGUACACGGAAAGUUCACCAAUAUGUACUGUGAACCAGGGGAUAAACUUCGACUCUUCUGCUUUGAAUUGAGCUUAAGUAUGGAUAAGUGGCAGCUGAGAUCCGGGAGGCACAGUUACUUGCAGGUCAUCCAGGCUAGGACAAAAGACUUAGAGCCACCCAAUCCUCGUUUACUUAUGGAAAAUCCCUACACUCCAAUUUAAGGACAGCUGAACAACUUUGGCAAUGAUGUCUAUGGUAAUAAGAUGCAGGUACAGAAAAAAGUGUAUACAGCUUAUAAUGAAGUAAAAUAUAUAUAAAAUGAGGCUCUUAAUUCUAGAGAAUAGUGCUCUUUGACUUUGUUCUUCAUAUAUUUUAGAUUUCAUAUUUUCCACAUAUAUGUUUCAAAACUUGAAAAAAAGAAUAAUAAACAUUUUAUCGAAA
Molecule: messenger RNA, 2320 nt
Organism: Mesocricetus auratus (golden hamster)
Lineage: Eukaryota; Metazoa; Chordata; Mammalia; Rodentia; Cricetidae
Product: pyrin domain-containing protein 3-like
Exons: 7
Biological process (GO): activation of innate immune response; cellular response to interferon-beta
Molecular function (GO): double-stranded DNA binding
Source: RefSeq, a predicted model, not a curated record